ACACAGCUGAUUCUGCGGUGAUUGUGUCCGUGGAAGUGAGUCCCCGGCUGGCACGGUGCAACUUCACCUCCCCCUCGAAACCGGCCGUGCCCCAGGACGAGCAAGAGGACCGCCACCCAGAGCGCUUGUGUCCCAUCACCCGCCAGACUGAGGUGAUCCACAUUCCAUCGGCCACAGCAUCCGCCGGAUCGACUCGCAAAACCGCCAGUGGCGGACGGCCAAAAGGACCGAGGAAGCCCAGAGUAACCGCGGGGCACACAGAGGCAAAAAGGCGUCCUCCAUGUUUGCACGGCUUGCUGGAGACGGACAGGCCGCAGGCCAGAGAGGAGGCGGGCCCAGGGCGAGCCAAAGAGGGGAGAGGCAGGGCAACAGUUUCCAUGCGGAUGUCGCCAGCCCCGAAACCAAUCCUGCUCACGCCCCAAGCCAAGGAAUCUAAAGACAAAGCGAAG
Messenger RNA from Podarcis lilfordi (Lilford's wall lizard), 449 nucleotides. The record is from the annotation of a GenBank genome assembly. Lineage: Eukaryota; Metazoa; Chordata; Lepidosauria; Squamata; Lacertidae.